This is a messenger RNA of Rhea pennata, 1074 nucleotides long. It is a transcript of the gene WNT8A, whose product is annotated as Wnt family member 8A. Bases 1 to 1074 code for a protein of 357 amino acids. The record is from RefSeq and is a predicted model, not a curated record. Gene Ontology annotation, cellular component: extracellular region. Lineage: Eukaryota; Metazoa; Chordata; Aves; Rheiformes; Rheidae. Gene Ontology annotation, molecular function: cytokine activity; frizzled binding. Gene Ontology annotation, biological process: neuron differentiation; multicellular organism development; cell fate commitment. The transcript is spliced from 6 exons.
AUGGGGACGCGCGCCGCGCUCGCCCUCUCCGCCGCCUGCCUCUGCUGGGCCGCCCUCGGCGCGGCCGCGUGGUCUGUGAAUAAUUUCCUGAUGACCGGACCCAAGGCUUACCUGACGUACUCCAGCAGCGUGGCGGCGGGAGCGCAGAGCGGCAUCGAGGAGUGCAAGUUCCAGUUCGGCUGGGAGCGCUGGAACUGCCCGGAGAGCGCCCUGCAGCUCUCCACUCACAACCGCCUCCGGAGCGCCACCAGGGAAACGUCCUUCAUGCACGCCAUCAGCUCCGCCGGCGUCAUGUACACCCUCACCAGGAACUGCAGCCUGGGCGACUUCGAGAGCUGCGGCUGCGACGACUCCCGCAACGGCCGCGUCGGUGGCCGAGGCUGGGUCUGGGGAGGCUGCAGCGACAACGUGGACUUCGGCGAGAGGAUUUCCAAGCUCUUCGUGGAUGCUCUGGAAACGGGACACGAUACCCGCGCCCUCAUUAACCUGCACAACAACGAGGUUGGGCGACUUGCUGUGAAAGCAACCAUGAAGAGGGCCUGCAAGUGCCAUGGGGUGUCAGGCAGCUGCAGCAUCCAGACGUGCUGGCUCCAGCUUGCCGAGUUUCGGGAGAUCGGGAAUUACCUGAAAAUGAAGUACGACCAGGCCCACAAGCUGGAGAUGGACAAGAGGCGGAUGCGAGCCGGAAACAGCGCCGAGAGCCGCGGGGCCACGGCGGAGGCGUUCAACAACGUCCACGCCACCGAGCUAGUCUUCCUGGAGGACUCCCCCGACUACUGCACCAGGAACGCCAGCCUGGGCCACCACGGCACGGAGGGCCGGGAGUGCCUGCAGACGGGCAAGAACCUCUCGCAGUGGGAGAAGAGGAGCUGCAGGCGGCUCUGCACCGAGUGCGGCCUCAAGGUCGAGGAGAGGAGGACGGAGAUGGUCGCCAGCUGCAACUGCAAGUUCCACUGGUGCUGCACGGUGAAGUGCGAGCAGUGCAGGCAGCUGGUGGCCAAGCACUUCUGCUCGCGCAGGGACAGCGCCGCCACCAACCACAUCAAGCGCAGGAACAAGGGCCACCAGAGAUAG